AUGUCACCUCUGAAUCCAACUAAAGCGGCACGUAUGCUCCUCGAUAGAGAUGUGUUUGCCCUAGCGGCUGGAGGUGUGCUUAUGGUAGUUCUCCUCGAUCACAAUGUGGUUGGCACAUGUUAUGCAUUCACACCUGCGCGAAUAGGAAAAGUUCAUUAUUCUAUACAACCUGGUACACGCGACCUUAUUGCUACUAGUCCGCAAGCAGACAAUAACCAUUCACCAUUUGGUAUUUAUAACGAUGACAUUACAAUUCAUCUUCUGGAUACACCCCAGAAUCAAGUAUUCAUCUAA
Molecule: messenger RNA, 294 nt
Organism: Haemonchus placei
Lineage: Eukaryota; Metazoa; Nematoda; Chromadorea; Rhabditida; Trichostrongylidae
Source: the annotation of a GenBank genome assembly